Molecule: messenger RNA, 2069 nt
Organism: Benincasa hispida (wax gourd)
Lineage: Eukaryota; Viridiplantae; Streptophyta; Magnoliopsida; Cucurbitales; Cucurbitaceae
Product: Pentatricopeptide repeat (PPR-like) superfamily protein
Molecular function (GO): protein binding; mRNA binding
Source: RefSeq, a predicted model, not a curated record
CGUGAUAACAACAGAACGGGAUGGAUGCAACUGGAUAUAUCAAAACAAAAAAUUGUGAAGCAAUUGGAAAAAUUCUCUCAAAUUUCACUUCUAGGGCAUCAUUUCAGAAGUGUUUCCUACAAAAUUAGCUGCAGCUAAAUGUGCUUUUACUUCAUUCUUGAUCGUAAUAAGCCACGGUGCUCUCAAAUUUCCAGAAAUCAGCACUUCCAGUUUCCAAUUCAACUUCAUCGUCAUUGUUAUUGAAGAGUCUCUGAUUCCUCUGGUUGAUGAUUUUGACAACAUUGUUUAAGAUUCGGGAAGUUCUGGAGGUCAAUUUCUUAUUCUUUUCUUCUCUUUAUAAGUUAUUUUGAUUUAGUCUUGUAUUUAUGGUGUCCAAAUCCAUUGGCUUCGUAAACCCAUUUCUUCCUAAUAGGAUCACCUCGUCUUUCUUCACUAAUUCUUCCAUUUUAACCUAUUCAACACAACCAAAUCUUAAUUAUGAUUCGGCCUGUGGAUUUUCUCAUUAUGCAAUUAUCAAUGCUUCUCUUCAAUCUCAACCAUUAGAACAAUCCCUUCACAAUUUUAAACUAAUGGUCCUUAAAGGGUAUUGUCCCAGUUCAUCCUCUUUCAAUAAUGUGUUGGGUCAACUUGCUAAAUCAGGCAAUUUGCAUAGAACUUGGUGGUUUUUCUCUGAAUUUUUGGAGAGGACUCAGUUUGAUGUGUAUAGUUUUGGGAUUACGAUUAAAGCCUUUUGCGAAAAUGGAAAUAUAAGCAAAGGUUUUGAUCUUUUGGCUCAAAUGGAAAGGAUGGGCUUGUCUGCUAAUGUUGUUAUAUACACUAUCUUGAUUGAUGCUUGUUGUAAAAAUGGUGACAUUGAACAAGCUAAAGUAUUGUUUUCUAGGAUGGAUGACCUUGGUUUGGUUGCUAAUCAUUAUACUUAUACUGUCAUGAUUAAUGGAUUUUUCAAGAAAGGAUAUCAGAAAGAUGGUUUUGAGCUUUAUGAGAAGAUGAAGCUUGUUGGGGUGUUACCCACUUUAUAUACUUACAACAGUCUUAUUAAUGAAUAUUGUAGGGAUGGGAAGUUGAGCCUUGCAUUUAAGUUGUUUGAUGAAAUGUCUACAAGAGGGGUGUCAUGUAAUGUAAUCACAUACAAUAUUCUAAUUGGUGGGUUAUGUCGUAAGAGACAAGUUUCGAAAGCUGAAUGGCUGUUAGAACAAAUGAAACAAGCUCAUAUAAAUCCAACUACUAGAACAUUUAAUUUGUUGAUAGAUGGGUUGUGUAACACUGGAAAGUUGGACAAAGCCUUAAGUUACUUUGAUAAGAUGAAGUUGAUUGGUCAGUCUCCAACUUCUGUGACCUACAAUAUUUUAAUUGCGGGUUUCUCUAAAGUAGGAAAUUCGUCUGUGGUUUCGGAGUUAGUGAGAGAGAUGGAGGAUAGAGGCAUUUCUCCCUCUAAAGUGACAUAUACAAUUCUGAUGCAUGCGUUUGUCCGAUCCGAUGAUGUAGAGAAAGCCUAUGAGAUGUUUCGUCUCAUGAAGAAAAUUGGUUCAGUCCCUGAUCAGCAUACAUAUGGUGUCCUAAUCCAUGGUUUAUGUAUGAAAGGUAAUAUGGUAGAGGCAUCAAAACUGUACAAAUCAAUGGUAGAGAUGCAUUUGGAGCCUAAUGAUGUUAUCUAUAACACAAUGAUAAAUGGAUACUGCAAAGAGUGCAACUCUUACAAGGCCUUAAAGUUUCUUGAAGAGAUGGUUAAAAAAGGAGUAACUCCAAGUGUGGCUAGUUACAGUUUCACCAUUGCAGUCCUCUGCAACGAAGGGAAGUCGACCGAGGCAAAACAUUUACUUAAAGAGAUGAUUGAAGCUGGGUUGAAGCCGUCGGAAUCUCUCUGUUGUAAAGUUGGUUAAGCCAAAUCCUGUGUACAAAAAUAAAAAUAAGAACAAAGGCACUUUCAAUGAGACAAAAGGUAGAUAGAAGAUUGAGAUGCUAUUAUGGGAAAUCUGUGGUGUCUUGAAUUGAAAGCUAAAUUUCAGAAAAAAUGUCAUUUUGGUUUGUGUACUGUGAGAUUGGUUCAAUUUUAGUCUAUAUUUUUAAAU